Molecule: messenger RNA, 7555 nt
Organism: Procambarus clarkii (red swamp crayfish)
Lineage: Eukaryota; Metazoa; Arthropoda; Malacostraca; Decapoda; Cambaridae
Product: major facilitator superfamily domain-containing protein 8
Biological process (GO): transmembrane transport
Cellular component (GO): lysosomal membrane
Molecular function (GO): transmembrane transporter activity
Source: RefSeq, a predicted model, not a curated record
UGGUCAGUGUGUCUCGAGACUCUGUGGAGGGAGGUGUACGGUUGGUGUUCCUCUGGUGCGUAUGUGGGGGUACGUGUCUAUAAGCAAUCCUCCCAAAACAACAGAACCAUUAACUAUACUAUGGGUGCAAUGAACAGAAUAUAGACUCUUGUGUUGCAAGAAAAGUUCCCGAUUUGCACUGAAAUACUGAAGGAUAGAACAGAAAGUGAAACCAAAAACCUAACCUGCCCUUGGCCUAAAUAAGCAGACCUAGGCCUACGUUAGUACCUAUGUGUACUAUGGUAGGCCUUGGAAAAAUCAGGUUUAGCUUUUGUCUUUUCUCAGGGCCAUCUGUAAAAUGAAUAGAACAAAAGGAAAAAUUUGUGCAACAAUGCAGCUUUGGUUGCACCAUGCACAGUGACUGGGUACUAUAUCAUGCUGGCAUGACACUUUGUGCAAUGGGUGACGCCACGGGGAGCUUGGUCACUCACAGCAGAAAAGCAGACUACACCAAGAUAGAGCAAAUUACACCAAGAUAGAGCAAAUUACACCAAGAUAGAGCAGAUUACACCAAGAUAGAGCAGAUUACACCAAGAUAGAGCAGACUACACCAAGAUAGAGCAGACUACACCAUGAUAGAGCAGACCACACCAUGAUAUUACAGUGCACACACACACCGGCAUAAUUCCUUGAUUCUUAGAAAAGAAUGAAUAUACUGUUCCCAGUAAUUUCUCUGGGAAAAAAUAUAUUUUCUUACUAAUAAAUUAAUACAAAACAGAACAUACGAAAAUAUCACUUAGUAUAAUAUAAAAAGAAACUAAUGAAGGGACAUAUACAAGAAAACCUUUAAAUCUUGUGUGUAUGUGGAGAGAAAACUGAAGGUGAGGGCGUUGUUGGUAGUGGUGUUCAUGGCCGCCUGCAGGUAGACUGUAUAUAUAUAUAUCAUGCCGGCACAAGUGGCAGACGCGGGGAUGGAAGCCCCUGACCAGGUGCUCUACAACCACAACUCUCACACCGCCGUGGCUUCUACAACCAGUAACGGGGAUGGAGCGGCGGCGCCCAUGCUGGAGGAGGAGCCCCGACCAGUGCUGGAGACCCCGUGGGAGAGGCGGGCCCGGCGACGCUCCCACUAUGUCGUCUACGUCACUACUUUUGUCAUGUCCAUUGGCUUUUCUAUAGUGUUGACUGGCGUGUGGCCUUAUCUGCAGCAGCUUGACCCUGGUGUGUCGAAGGAGUACCUGGGAUGGGUAAUUGCUGCCAACCCUCUGGGACAGAUGCUGGCCUCCCCCUUAUUGGGCUUCUGGGGCAACAAGGCUAAAUCCAACAGAGGCUCCUUCCUGCUGACUUUGAUUACCUUUACCAUAGGAAAUGGAUUUUAUGCCAUACUGAGUGUAUUUGGAUCUGCAGCACUGACUGUCAUGAUCUUGUCACGCUUUCUUGUAGGAAUCAGCUCUGCUAACAUUGCUAUCGUGAGGUCCUACAUAUCAUCCUCUACCACGACAAUGGAGAGAACAACAGCGGUUGCAUUAACAUCAGCUGCACAAGGCCUUGGCUUUAUCAUUGGUCCAGCAAUCCAGACUGCAUUAGCUGUAGCCUUUGCCCACAACACUGCCAACUACAGUAAUUCUACACUCUCCGGAGAAGGUACAGCUGAGCAAGUAGCGACAGAUGGAGUACAUAUUGAGCUGAACAUGUACUCGGCAACUGGUUGGAUUGGGGUGUUUCUUGGAAUUACAAACUUCUUUCUUUUCUUCCCUUGUGUGUAUCAGGAACACCCAAUUGCAGCCAGAGAGGCAAUGCUUCAGAAGAGACUUUCUAGGGAUGUCAGCAAAAAAUUCCCAAAGCCAGAUUAUGUUUGUUUGAUUGGAGUCCUUUUUUCAUUUUUCAUUUUCCUCUUUAUUUAUGUGCUACUUGAAACUAUAAUUGUGCCUAUGUGUAUUGACCUAUAUGCUUGGUCAGAUGAAAAAGCUAUAACAAUUGUAGGAAUUGGUCUUAGUUUAGCAGGAGCAAUGUCAAUAGUUAUGUAUGCACUAACUAGUGUUUUGACGAGACGAUUUGAUGAACGUAAGGUUUUUAUAUUUUUAGGUUUGGUGCCAAUGACGAUAGCCAUGUUAAUUCAUUUUCCAAUGGGAAAUACAUAUCCUAAAAUCAGAAAUUGUACAAUUGAAUCAUUGCCUAAUGAAGGAUUUGAUAACCCUUCAACUGUGGUUCCAGAUCUUUUAUCAUUAACAACUUUAUCAGAACACAUUAGUACAACAGAAAAACAACCUUUAAGACUAUCUGGAGAAGGAUUGAAUAGGAAAGAUUUGACAACUUCAGCACCAUCAUCAGAAAAAAUCAAUAUUUAUAAAGAGGUGGACCUUUCAACAUCCAUAUCAGGAAAUAUCAGCACUGCUAAUGAAACAGAAACCUUAGCAUUUCUGGAAAGGACAAGCAUUGGUGAUGAAGUAACAACUCCAGCGAUGAGCACUACAGGGGAUGAAAUGAAGCUUUUGUCAAGAAGAAAAAGGUAUAUAACUAGAGAGGCAACAUGCAGUGAUCUGGGGUGUCCAUCAGAGCAGGAGUGGUGCUACUACACUCCUAUUAUUGAAAUGCCCCAGCUGGCUGUAGGUGCUUUUAUAGCAGUAAUUGGUUACCCAGUAGCCUUUUCAUUGUCUAGUUCACUUUUUUCUAAAAUUUUAGGUCCCAAACCUCAGGGAGUUUGGAUGGGAAUUCUUACUAGUACGGGCAGCCUGUCUCGGGUCGUUGGUCCAAUAUGUGUAUCGUACUUGUAUACAGCACUGGGCACCAGAUGGACAUUCGGUGUACUUGUUUUACUAAUGGGCGUUACAAUUGUUGAAAUAUGCUGCUUAUAUCAGAGACUGAUACCCAUGAAAUUAGUUCGUGCAAAACCAUAACAACAAAGGCCAUUCAAAUGUUGCAAAACUACAACAUUUAAUACUUAUGUGAUUAUCUCGUUAAAGUUAUAGGUGGAAGCGUUAUACACAUAUCUUGUUUAAUAAUAAUAUUUUAUUUAAAGAUAUACAAAAGAUCAGAUUACAAUGGUCACUAGUAGGUACAGUGUUUGUAUAUUUUGAGGUACCGUAAUACUGUAUAUGAGAGAAGCUGAUAAUAUAUGAAUAGUUAACAAAAAUUUGCAAAAUUGUAUAUUGUACAGUUUUUAAGGUGCUAUUUAACCCUUCGGCUGCACGUCAUAUCAUAUGAUGGGAUACCAAAAUAUGCUCAGACUAUGCAUCACAUCAUAUGAAGAAGUAGGGAACUGCCUGAAAUUUAGAAGUCUUACACAUACAUGGGGCUUACAGUUGCUACCAUAGGCCUUCAGUAACACUCCCCUGUUUUGAUCAAAUAAUCCUGAGUCCCUCACUUUCCUUCUAGGGCCUUAGUAAAAAAAUGAGGACCAUAUCUGGCAACAUCAUCCAGUGUACUCGCCUAAUUGUGCUUGCGGGGGUUGAGCUUUGGCUCUUUGGUCCCGCCUCUCAACUGUCAAUCAACUGAGUGUGUGAACUUGCAAGGCGGCACACUCGGAGCCACUCAACUUUUAUCAAUAGCAUAUGAGGGAUUAUUAUAUAUGUCAGGCAAAAUGGGUGCCAUGUCCAAAUACUGUAUAGGAUUUAGGCUUUAUAUAUAUAUAUACUGUAUAUUUAUUAUUAUUAUUAUUAUUAUAAAUAAGUACAUGGUGUGCAUAUAUUUAUACACAUCUGUACAUACCUAUAUUUUAAAAGUUAUACCUAAUGAACCCCAUAUUUGACACAUCAGUACAACUUGUUAGAACCAAAAAACUAUAUAAAUAAAGUGAGAAACAAAGUAAAUAAAUCAGCAAAGUUAUUCCUGUGUGGCACCUCACCUCAUUUCUACUUAAACAAAAAACCCAACUUCUCCGGCCCGCUGUGGUAAAACCAUAAGAGAUACUUUUUUUACUUUUUUUUUUUUUUUUUCUUCCUGGAUGCUAAUUAUCAAUGUCAGAAGAACAAAUAAUUUUUUCAGAACAAUUUUUUUUAUGCGCACCCGAGUGUUGCAUGCUAAAAUCGCUUGAGCAGCUGAAGGGUUAAUAAUGAAAGGAACAGACUAUUACUAUUUUAGAUUGUGUAGCUUUAGAGAAGUAUAAUAACAGUAAUGACCAAAGAUUCAUGCUUACCGUGCAGACAUUUGGACCUGUGCCUGAAAAGUGUAUCUUACUCGCAUUUGGUCGUGGAAAUACACAAUGAAUUCAAUCUUUGAUCUUUGUACCACUCUUAGAUGAUAUUUUUGUUGGCUGCAUGAGCCUGGUUACUGGUGAUGUUAGGCAACUUGUUUUACAAGAAAUACAGUAGGUUUAUAUUGAAUUAAACAAAACAUGAAUCUUCUUUUAAUAAAACCCUUAAAAUUCCAAGUUAAUGGAAUACACUGAAGGAGGAAUACUGCUGAAGGGUCGGUAGGUAUGUGAUCAAGAGGAAAAAUAUAGAUUACACUUGUGUACUGUACUUGGCAGGAUAGACAAAGUAAUUAUAACAAUUGUUUGUUAGUACUGGGAUUUGUAUUUUUAAAUACUAUUAGUGUAAUUUUUGUGUUUGUUAUAUUUUAAAAUUUCAAUUACAAAAUAUAGAUGAAGCCUAGCCAGAAUGCUCACAUGUACACCAUGCAUAAUAUAGUGUCUCAGUGGGCUGAACAUACACACUAUGUAACAACAUUGAGUGCACUCUAAAAUAUGAAAUGCUUUGAACUUAAAAAGUGUGGUGCAUUGAUUAAAACUACAUAAGUAGUAAACUGACCUGUGAAAGUACAUAAGGAGUAAAUUGACCUGUACUUAACACUUUAGCAUUCCACUCUAAAAUGUGUCAUUCAAACUUUGAAAGUAAACGUAAAAUGCAUCAUCUCAAAAUUCCCCCCCAAAAAGUCACUUAAUUUAAGCUACCUUUUUACUUUUUAUUUUGUGAGCACUGCAGGAAUAGUCUAUCAGGGGACCAUCUAGAGAUCAUCUCCAACUACCUAUCACAUCACUCAAUACAAUAAUUGCUCUGCUUGUGAAUAAUUUCACUAUGCUUUGCAAAUUACCUCCAGAAAAGGAUGAAAAUUAUUUUUCUCUUUACAGUAAUAUUGAUCAAAAAUGUGUGCUCAUUACCAAUUAUUUUUAAUUAAGGAAUAUUAAAGACUUGAGGAAUGUUGACAUUUUUAUAAGCAUUUAUAACAAUUUAGCACAGUCACCCGCAAUCUUAUAUCAAUGCACCAAUCACUUGGACUGGACGAUAGUGACGGUCUCGCUUCAUGCAGGUCGGCGUUCAAUCCUUGACCGUCCAAGUGGUUGGGCACCAUUCCUUCCCCCCAUCCCAUCCUAAAUCCUUAUUCUGACCCCUUCCAAGUGCUAUAAAGAAGUAAUGGCUUGAUGCAUUCCCCUGAUAAUUAAAAAAAUAUAUUGAUACACAUUUUGUUUUGCAUUUAUACUCAAGUACAUUCAUCUGUGAACAUUUUGACACCAAGUAUAUAGAGGUACUGUAACCCAAAAGCCGAGAAAAUGUAAUGAGUAAAGAUAUUCGGCGUCACUGAGUGGGACCUUGAGAUGGGCAGAACAUUUACAGCAGGGAGUUCUUAACCUGGGGUCCAUGGACCCCCAAGGUAUCCAUGGAUGUUUGCUUUAGUCAUACUUUGCACAUGUCAUAAACUGUAUGAGGCAAUAAAUUUUAAAUAAAAUAAAGAAUAUUCAUUGUAUGUAAAGUUGUUACUGUACAUGAAUAUGUGCAUAUUUUUAGGGAGAGGGGUCAAUAGCUUUCACCCGAUUUUCAAAGGAGGUCAGUUAUUCAAAAAUAGGUUAAGAACCACUGGUUUAAAGUCAGAUAGGUGCUGAUGGGUCGGGACAUCAAAGUGCUAAGAUGCAGAAGAAGACCAAAGUGGCAUAAGUGUACUCAAUAGUCCAGUGCCUUAAUACUAGAUACCUUUUAAUUCCAAAUGGAUGCACAUACUAUGUCUUUCAUAUACUGUUCAAAGACCUGUUCUUUCAUGUUAUCUGUUAUAUACAGUACUGUACCAUACAGGUACUGUAUUUGCACAUUUUGUUUUAAAUUGUGUGUGUAAAAUAGAAAAACCCUUAAUGUGUGUACUGGAAAUGAGAGAGUAGUGUUAAAAAGAAGCAUAAACAUACAUCCAACCAUGUAGUCACCUUUAUUCUGACCAGCUUGGAACUGAACAGUUGAAAAGUAGAUUUAAGUUUUUUCAGGCAUGUCCUCCCACUCCCACUAAAUAUUCAUUUUAUAUCUGAAAAUACAUGACAAUAUAGGUUAUAAUAAAUUCAGUACUAUAAACUAAAGACUCAAAACAUUAUACAGGUCCACAUUAGCACAAAUAAUAAUAUACUGUAUUUCAUGUAUUGUAAAAGUAAUGUAUAGUGGUACACAUUAACGUGGUGUGCCUGAACAUGUGAUCUUGAAACGCUACAGAGGUUAGUAAGAUGGUGUUCAUUGAGAAGUGUGGUGGAAGUUGAGGGUCCUGGGUUACACAGAGAAGGAACACGAAGCUUUAAUUUGAGUUUUCUUGGCCACUGUCUCAAAUGUCUGUGAAUAUUAAUUGUUUGAAGUUUUAUCCUUUAAUUUUUGGAAAUCUUUAUAGAUGUUAUUCAAAUUUACAAUACUGAAUACUUACUGAAGUCAGUUCUUUUCUCUAUGAUCUUUAAAAUUGCCUUGACAUCCAUUUCUUGCAUGCUUUCUUUGAAUUUGGUUCUUCUCAUUCUCCUCCACUGACUCCUCUGUCCUAUGAAUUACUUGUGCAAUAUGUUGUUAUAUCAAUUAUCUCAGGAUCAGUAUAAUGUAUCUGUUUCUCAAGAUAGUCUGUGAUUAUUUUUGUUCAGAGUUCUGAGGACAUUAUUCCCUUAGCAUAGCCAAGAGGUUUUUGUCUUAUUAGUGUCUCCAAUUUCCUUUGCACUAAAACCUUUUAAAGUCGGCAAGGCGGUGGUUGUUGUCAUGAGGAUUAAGUCUAUCUGCUGGUCAAAUUUUGUUUCAGCCUUGCUUUUAAAUUUCAUACACUCACUCCACACAUUCUCUUGUGCUAUUGAUACUUAACAAAACCUUAUUCUUGAGUUCUAAUCUGGUUUUGAAACUACCUAUAUGUAAUAUUCUAUAUGUAAUAGAACCCAUGAGCGUCACACCAAGAAUAAAUGUCUUCUUGAUAUUCCCAGAGUCAAGAUAAAUAUGCACAAAUGCUCUAUGCAAAGAAAAUGACCCAAUUCAAUAUAUGUAACUCACUUCCUGAUGAAUUAAAAAAAAAUUGUCCAGCCUAUAUUUUAUUUCAGAGUUGAAGAAAGAUACCUAUUUUGAACUUCAUGGUAGCCCACCCUGUGCUGCUAACACUCACAGUAUCUUGUACUGUACUACCCACUUUCUUACUAAAGAUGUGCAACUUCAUCAGUAUGAUUUAUUCUAUCAAUAUUUAAUGGGGUAGUUAUUAUGUGAAUGUAAAUUCUGUUAGUAUACCCAUCAUUACAUUUAUUAGUUAGGACCUGCCCAAAAUGCUAUGAGUGUUAAUGGCUUUGCAAGUAUGUACCACUUAAUUACCAAUGUAUGUACUUUCACAACUCAAUGUACUUUGUAUACAAAUAAAUAAAUUAACAUAA